This is a messenger RNA of Chrysochloris asiatica (Cape golden mole), 1059 nucleotides long. It is a transcript of the gene HMX3, whose product is annotated as H6 family homeobox 3. Gene Ontology annotation, biological process: regulation of transcription by RNA polymerase II. Gene Ontology annotation, molecular function: RNA polymerase II transcription regulatory region sequence-specific DNA binding; DNA-binding transcription factor activity, RNA polymerase II-specific. The record is from RefSeq and is a predicted model, not a curated record. Bases 1 to 1059 code for a protein of 352 amino acids. Gene Ontology annotation, cellular component: nucleus. The transcript has 2 exons. Lineage: Eukaryota; Metazoa; Chordata; Mammalia; Afrosoricida; Chrysochloridae.
AUGCCGGAACCCGGACCGGACACACCUGGCGCCGCCAGCGCACAGCCACCGGCGCCGCCUCCCCCGCCUGCACCCAAGGAGUCCCCGUUCUCCAUCAAGAACUUGCUCAACGGAGACCACCACCGGCCUCCCCCCAAGCCGCAGCCGCCCUCACGGACGCUCUUCGCGCCGGCCUCGGCCGCCGCUGCAGCUGCCGCGGCCAAGGGGGCCCUGGAGGGCGCCGCGGGCUUUGCGCUCUCGCAGGUGGGCGACCUGGCUUUCCCUCGCUUUGAGAUCCCGGCGCAGAGGUUUGCCUUGCCCGCGCACUACCUGGAGCGCUCCCCGGCCUGGUGGUACCCCUACACCCUGACCCCCGCCAGCGGCCUCCUCCCAAGACCCGAAGCCUCAGAGAAGAUUCUCCUGCGAGACUCCUCCCCCGCCUCGGGUACAGACCGCGACUCUCCCGAGCCGCUGCUCAAGGCCGACCCCGACCACAAGGAGCUGGAUUCCAAGAGCCCGGACGAGAUCAUUCUAGAGGAGAGCGACUCAGAGGAAGGCAAGAAGGAGGGUGAGGCGGCGCCGGGCGCGGCCGGGGCAAACAUGGGCGCGGCGGUAGCCGCGGCGGGUGCCGAGGACUGGAAGAAGGGUGCCGAGAGCCCCGAGAAGAAGCCAGCGUGCCGGAAGAAGAAGACGCGUACGGUCUUCUCGCGGAGCCAGGUCUUCCAGCUCGAGUCCACCUUCGACAUGAAGCGUUACCUGAGCAGCUCGGAGCGCGCCGGCCUGGCCGCGUCCCUGCACCUCACGGAGACGCAGGUGAAGAUCUGGUUCCAGAACCGCCGCAACAAGUGGAAGCGGCAGCUGGCUGCCGAGCUGGAGGCCGCCAACCUGAGCCACGCUGCAGCGCAGCGCAUCGUGCGGGUGCCCAUCCUCUACCACGAGAACUCGGCAGCUGAGGGUGCGGCGGCCGCGGCGGCUGCAGGCGCCCCGGUACCGGUCAGUCAGCCGUUGCUCACCUUCCCGCACCCGGUCUACUACUCGCACCCAGUGGUCUCGUCCGUGCCGCUACUGCGGCCCGUCUGA